UUUCUUCCGCACUUCUAUGGGCCGAGCGAGGAAAGGGAGAGUGCAACGUGGGCGCGAGGGCCUCGGUCGCCGGCGUCAUGAGCCGCUUCAAGUUCAUUGAUAUUGGUAUUAACUUAACUGAUCCUAUGUUCAGAGGCAUAUACAGAGGUACUCAGAAACAUCAAGAUGACUUCUUGGAUAUAGUGGACAGGGCAGUUAAAACUGGCGUUAGAAAGUUCAUGAUUACAGGUGGAAGUUUGCAAGAUAGUAAGGAUGCAGUGAAGCUGGCACAAACAAAUGGCAUGUUUUACAGUACUGUUGGCUGCCAUCCCACCCGCUGUGGAGAAUUUGAGCAGGGUAACCCUGACCAGUACCUAGUGGAGUUACAAGAUCUAGCUGAGAAAAAUAAAGGGAAGGUGAUAGCAAUCGGGGAGUGUGGCCUGGAUUUUGACAGAUUAGAAUUUUGUCCUAAAGGCACCCAACUCAAGUAUUUUGAAAAACAAUUUGAUCUAUCCGAGCAAACAAAAUUACCAAUGUUUCUGCACUGCAGGAAUUCACACCCAGAAUUCAUAGAUAUCAUGAGGCGAAACAGAGAGAGGUGCGUGGGAGGAGUGGUGCAUUCUUUUGAUGGCACCAAAGAAGAGGCAGCAGCUAUAUUAGAGUUGGAUCUCUAUAUAGGAGUAAAUGGUUGUUCACUGAAAACAGAAGCCAACUUAGAAACCGUGAAGUCAGUUCCCAGUGAGAGAUUAAUGAUAGAGACAGAUGCUCCAUGGUGUGGAGUGAAAAAUACACAUGCUGGCUCAAAAUACAUAAAAACUACAUUCCCUACCAAGAAAAAGUGGGAAGCGGGACACUGCCUGAAGGACAGAAAUGAACCUUGCCAUAUAAUCCAAAUAUUGGAAAUACUAGCAGCAGUACGUGAAGAAGAUCCAUUAGAAUUGGCCAACACUAUGUAUAACAACAGUAUUAAAGUCUUCUUUCCAGAUAUGUAAAGCAGUAUGUAUUAUGGUACAAUCCAUUAAUUCUUUUAAAUAAAAGAAUUGAAAGUC
Messenger RNA from Elgaria multicarinata webbii, 1028 nucleotides. It is a transcript of the gene TATDN1, whose product is annotated as TatD DNase domain containing 1. The record is from RefSeq and is a predicted model, not a curated record. The coding region runs from base 78 to 971 and encodes 297 amino acids. NCBI's taxonomy places the organism in Eukaryota, Metazoa, Chordata, Lepidosauria, Squamata, Anguidae. The transcript is spliced from 12 exons. Gene Ontology annotation, molecular function: 3'-5'-DNA exonuclease activity. Gene Ontology annotation, cellular component: cytosol.